This is a messenger RNA of Closterium sp. Naga37s-1, 1638 nucleotides long. The record is from the annotation of a GenBank genome assembly. Lineage: Eukaryota; Viridiplantae; Streptophyta; Zygnematophyceae; Desmidiales; Closteriaceae.
AUGGAUUCCUCACUGAAACGUGCCCCAGUCUUUCUGUGGUUUUACGUUUCUGUUCCUCUCCAGUAUGGCAGAGAGGACGCAGUGGAGCAACAGCUGAAGCUGCUGGAAGGCCCUUCGCCUCUCUCCAACCAGCCAGCCCGUCUUGCUGCUGGAAGGCUUUUGAGUCGACUCAAAAGCGUUUGUUUUUCCUGUUAUGUUUCUGCUCCCCUUCAGUACGGCAGAGAGGACGCAGUGGAGCAACAGCUGAAGCUGCUGGAAGGCCCUUCGCCUCUCUCCAGCCAGCCAGCCCGUCUAGGCACCAGACGAACGUCUGCUCGCCCCAUAUCCACAUCCUCUCAAACACCUGCACCUGCUGCUGCUGCUGCUGCUGCUGCUGCUGCUGCUGCUGCUGCUGCCGCUGCUGCUGCUGCCACUGGUGGUGGUGGAGGUGAUGCUGCGAAUGACACCGGUCGGGGAGUGGGUGACAACGAUGAGAGGGUUGGGAAGAAGGCGGGUGUAGGAGUUGGGCUAGGGUGGGCCUCGAAGGAUGGUGGUGGUGGGGGUGGCGCGGGUGGGAGGGGAAGAGGGAGGACGGUGGAGCAAGGGUUGCUGGGCAGCAGUGGUGACGUGGCAACGAGCCGCGCUGAGCUGGUGCUGCACGUGGGGCGAUACGAGGAUGCAUACCGGAUCACGAAGCAUGUCUUGGACCGGGAUCCACACAACACUCGCUGCAUCCCCACCCACCUGGUAGCAGCGGUGCACCUGGGCAGGAGGAACGAGCUCUUCAGAGCGGCACAUCAACUGGUGGACGACCACCCCAACACGGCGUUGGCAUGGUUUGCAGUGGCGUGCUAUUACUACUGCAUUCGGCAGCACGACCAGGCGAGGCGGUUCUUCUGCAAGGCCACCACCGUCAGCGCUGCCUUCGCCCCCGCGUGGAUGGGCUUUGGGCACACGUACGCAGCACAGGAGGAGACGGAUCAAGCCAUGGUGGCUUAUCGGACCGCAGUGCGGCUCUUCACAGGCUUCCAUGUGCCUCUGGUAUGCAUCGGCAUGGAGUAUGCACGCUCCAACAACCUCAGUCUAUCGCUGCAUUUCUUGGAUGAGGCGCGCAGGCUGUGCCCGUCAGAUCCGCUGGUGCAUAACGAGCUAGGAGUCAUUGCCUACAGGAGCCACGAUUUCACCUCAGCAGCGCGGCACUUUGAAAUGGCGCUGCGGCUGGUGGCUGGGUACGGAGCAGCAGCGGGAGAGGGAGGCGGGGCAGAGAGCGAGGGGGCACGGGGGAGCUCGAAUGCAGCAGCAGGGCGGCAGGCUGUGGUGGCGGAGUCGCUGGGUCUGUGGGAGUCAACUGUGGUCAACCUCGGUCACUCGUACCGGAAAAUGAGGAGAUACGGCGAUGCACUGAUGGUGUACGAGCAGGCGCUCUCUCUCCGCCCCAACACCGCCAGCACCUUUGCUGCUAUGGCCUUCACCCACCACCUGCAGGGAAACCUCAUCCCCGCUAUUGAGUUCUACCACAAGGCACUGGGCCUAUGUCCAGGAGAUAGCCUGUCCGCUGAGAUGCUAGGCCAGGCACUGAAGGACGAGUGUGCUCUCAUGUCGGCUGCUGCUGACGACCAUGUGGGGCCUGAUGCUGUCCUGCCGCCCCUGAUUGCGUGA